Molecule: messenger RNA, 1608 nt
Organism: Pogoniulus pusillus (Red-fronted tinkerbird)
Lineage: Eukaryota; Metazoa; Chordata; Aves; Piciformes; Lybiidae
Gene: CCDC32
Product: coiled-coil domain containing 32
Exons: 3
Coding region: 1-534 (177 amino acids)
Biological process (GO): cilium organization
Source: RefSeq, a predicted model, not a curated record
AUGAGGAUGAUUGAAAGCAUUGACUCCGUGGCCACCAGGUCCAGUGAAGACCUUUGGGCUGAAAUCUGUUCGUGUCUGCCUCGUCCUGACCAGGACGCCAGCGCUGCUUUUACAGACUCCUUCCUGGACUCCUACGCUGACGGAGGAAGCCAGAGCAGUGGCUCAGAUGGCUCUUCCCAAACCAGCCUGAAGCCCUGGGCACCCUUGAAUGAUUCAGAGGUGUAUUUAGCAUCCCUAGAGAGAAGACUGAUGAGAAUCAAAGGCCUGUCUCAGGAGGUGACCUCCAAGGACAUGCUACACACGCUCUCCCAGGCCAAGAAGGAAUGCUGGGACAGGUUCCUGCAGGAGAAGUUUGAGUCUGAGUUUUACCUGGAGGGGCACGACACUGAUGAGAGCACACUGGAACAUCUGAAGCGCUGGCUGCAGCCAGAUAAAGUAGCCAUCAACACCGAGGAGGUGCAGUGCCUCAUCCCUCCAGAACCUCAGCCAGAGAAGCAGGAGCCCCAGGAAGAACCUCCAGCUGCAGAGCAGUGAGAUGCACACCAGCCACGCCACGAGCUGCCUCUUGUCCAACCCUGCUGACAUCGACAGCAGUAACCGGGUGGGAGGGGAGGAAAUGCCAAUUAUCUGUCAUGUAGAAAACAAAAAACCCAGCACACCAAACCCCUGCCUCGGGGCCUCCAGAUACAGCAAUUGGUGUUUGUUAAGGGCAAGGGUGGAGCACUAGUGACAGCUGAAACCUCACCUUGAUCUUCUCCCAGCCUUUAGCUGCAUGAACGUUCCAGUCUGAGUGUGAGGUGUUGGGGAUUCAUCAGGAGAUGUGAGACAACAAAAAGCAGCCCUUCAGAAGCAGCAGAAAACCUCCUGGUCUAGAGUAGAACAGAGAAAACCACCUCCUGUCUUGCACCUGUUGUAUUACUCAGUUGGGCAUUUUUUUUUCCUUUCCUGCAAACUCCACUGUGGUGUUUUCUGUAGUUCUGGGCUGUUGCAGCUUGAGCUGGCCCUGGGCUGAAGGAGACAGAUUUCACCUACCUGAAUUUGGAGCCCUAAAGGCACUCGAAUUGGUGGUCACUAUUUAACAUUCCUCUUUGUAGUGCUGCCUCCUGCAAUGCCCCACUUCGUUGCCCAAGCUGUUGUAGGAUAUGCUGGAGGAGGAGUGUUUUUCCUUCCUGUUGGUCAUUUUGGACCUGUUCUUUAUCUCCUUCAGCCUUUCCAAAAGAGGCUCAGAUGAGAUUCUGUAUCAGGAAACCAAGAGUGGCAACCAUGGAGGCUACAAGCAACUUGCUUUCACCACAGACUUGCACAGAAUUGCCUCAUUUAAAUAUCUCCUAGUAUUUAAUUGUUCUCCACCCUGUUUCAUUCUGCAGAUUUCCCAUUACUAAUCAAAUUCUGUAAUCCUCUAUUUGUACAAACCUGGUUGUUCCCUGUGCUUUUUGCCUCGGCAUUGACACUGGAGGUCGAUAGAGGGAGGCAGCAGCCAGCUCCUGUCAGCUACAGCUCAUGAAGGCAGGAGCUGCAGGAGUACUUCUGGUAGUUUUUGCACGCUGGAGUAAUCUUCAUCUUGUACCUGUAUGGAAAUGCAUUUUUAAAAGUAGAUUCUUGCCAGAC